This is a messenger RNA of Heterocephalus glaber (naked mole-rat), 4902 nucleotides long. It is a transcript of the gene Amigo2, whose product is annotated as adhesion molecule with Ig like domain 2. The record is from RefSeq and is a predicted model, not a curated record. Gene Ontology annotation, molecular function: protein binding. Gene Ontology annotation, biological process: brain development. NCBI's taxonomy places the organism in Eukaryota, Metazoa, Chordata, Mammalia, Rodentia, Bathyergidae. Gene Ontology annotation, cellular component: membrane.
CCGAGGCUGCUUGAAAGUCCCCAAAGUUGAGAGUCAGCGAGAGGCUGCCGCCCGCCGGGAACAGGAGAGAAAGAACUCAAAAGGUGUGAAAGUGACCGAGGCAGACAGAAAGACCGACAGGCGCGCAGGCCUUCGGAAAACAUCGCCGUGAGCAGCCCAUCCCCAGAGCACGUGAGGCUUCGCUGCUCUAUUGACUGGUGGGAGGCCCGAGCUGGUGAAAAGGCUCCUAAAAGAGACUCAGAGGCGACCAUAAUGUCUUUGCGGUCCCACGCAUUGCCUACCCUGCCAGGAGUCCUCAGACCGGGCUGCAGAGAGCUGCUGUGUUUGUUGAUGAUAACCGUGACUGUGAGCCCGGGCGCCUCCGGCCUGUGCCCCACGGCUUGCAUCUGUGCCACUGACAUUGUUAGCUGCACCAACAAAAACCUGUCCAAGGUGCCUGGGAACCUUUUUAGACUGAUUAAGAGACUGGAUCUGAGCUAUAACAGAAUUGGGCUUCUGGAUUCUGAGUGGAUUCCGGUGUCAUUUGUCAAGCUGAACACCCUUAUUAUUCGUCAUAACAAUAUCACCAGCAUCUCUGCUGGCAGUUUUUCCACAACUCCAAAUCUGAAGUGUCUUGACGUAUCAUCCAAUAAGUUGAAGACAGUGAAAAGUGCUGUGUUCCAAGAACUGAAGGUCCUGGAAGUGCUCCUGCUUUACAACAAUCACAUCUCCUCUCUCGACCAGUCAGCAUUUGGAGGGCUGUCCCAGCUGCAGAAACUCUACUUAAGUAGAAACUUUCUCACACAGUUUCCUGUGGAUUUGUAUGUUGGAAGGUUCAAGCUUGCAGAACUGAUGUUCUUGGAUGUUUCUUAUAACAGAAUCCCUUCCAUACCAAUACACCAUAUAAAUUUAGUGCCAGGGAAACAGCUGAGAGGCAUUUACCUACAUGGAAACCCGUUUGUCUGUGACUGCUCCCUGUACUCAUUGCUGACCUUCUGGUAUCGUAGGCGCUUUAGUUCUGUGAUAGAUUUUAAGAACGAUUACAUCUGUCACGUGUGGUCUGGCUCCAGGCACUCCAGUCAGCUGCUUCUGCUUCAAGAUAGCUUUAUGAAUUGUUCUGACAGCGUAGUCAAUAGUUCCUUCCAUGCACUUGGCUUUAUUCGUGAGGCUCAGGUAGGGGAAAGACUGGUUGUCCAUUGUGACAGCAAGAUUGGUAAUGGAAACACGGAUUUCAUCUGGGUUGGUCCAGAUAACAGACUACUGGAACCGGAUAAAGAGAUGGAAAACUUUCAUGUGUUUUACAAUGGAAGUCUGGUGAUAGAAAGCCCUCGUUUUGAGGAUGCUGGAGUAUAUUCUUGUAUUGCAAUGAAUAGGCAGCGCCUGUUAAAUGAAACUGUGGAUGUCACCAUAAAUGUGAGCAAUUUCACUGUAAACAGAUCCCAUGCUCAUGAGGCAUUUAACACAGCUUUUACCACUCUUGCUGCCUGUGUGGCCAGUAUCAUUUUGGUACUUUUGUACCUCUAUCUAACACCGUGUCCCUGCAAGUGUAAAACCAAGAGACAGAAAAAUGUGCUCAACCAAAGCAAUGCCCAUUCAUCCAUUCUCAGUCCAGGCCCUGCUGGUGAUGCCUCUGCUGAUGAACGGAAGGCAAGUAAAAGAGUGGUGUUUUUGGAGCCCCUGAAGGAUACUGCCGCAGGGCAGAAUGGGAAAGUGAGGCUCUUCCCCAGUGAGACAGUUAUAGCUGAGGGCAUCCUAAAGUCCACAAGGGUGAAAUCCGACUCAGAUUCAGUCAAUUCAGUGUUCUCAGACACACCUUUUGUGGCAUCCACGUAAUUGUGUGCCUGUAUUUGUAUGAUGUCGUAAUUUAAUCAUUACAUAUUUAAUUGUGUAUAAAUGUAAUUGUGUAUAAAUAGCAGGACAGUAAUUGUGUUGUUUUGUUUGUUGAGAUAAAACUAAAAUGACCUCUUAAAAGGGUUGAUAGGAAAGCAGGUAAAAGCACUUUGGUUCCUCAAUGUGCCAGAGAAAGAUGGGGCUGUUUUCCAAAGUAAGUUCUAGAUAACAAUAUCUUAGUCUUUAACAUCAUUGAUGACUUCAGAUCUGGCCCAGAAGUGAUAUAUGACUGACAUUAUCCCUUUAUUCAGGACUUUUAAAAGAAAAAAAUAAACUCCAUAUAUUAGUAGUCUUUAAAAAUAUACUUUGCUAACUUAUGAGGACCAAAGUUGAGUUAGUUUUAAAGCAUUAGUAUCCCAUUUCAUUUUAUAAAAGAUGUGCAAGGAAGAAACAAGAAACAAUUAUUUUAUAAAGUAUAAAGUUAGAUUUGGGAAUUAUGCAGCCAAAAUUAUAAUUUGAGAUCAGAGUGAACUAAUUGCACUGAUAAAAUUUGCUGGAUAAUGUCACAUCCUAUGUGGAGUUCAGUAAAUAGUUAAAGAAAGGUACAUUUGGUUGACUGUCUUUUUUCCAUUCUGUACAUUCUCUUCAUUCUGUAUCCUGUAGAAAAGAUGUCUUUGAUAAAUUUAAAGUCAUCAUUGUUGACAAGAAUAUGUGUCAAUACCAAAGUGUCUGAGUAAGCCUUUAUUCAAGCAGACUAAUAUUUGUUCAUAUGCUUCUGGAUAUGAAAUCUUAAAUUAUAUGAGCUACUAAAUAGAGACUACCUUGUUGUGCUUUGGACAUUUAGAUUAAUGUAAAUAUAUGUAUUCCAUGACUUACUGUUUUAUCUGGCUAUUUCAACAUGUAAAUCUAAGAUGUUUUAUGUGAUUGUGCUAUUUUGUGUUAAGCACUACCUAUAGCAAAUAUCUCUCCAAAAUUCUUAUAGUUAUAAUGGCGAGUUUAUCUGUUAGAGGGAGAAAAAGGUUUAAAUGUGUUCUGUACCAAUAUAUAUACUUUCUAUAUCACUUUUUACUCUGAUAUCAUUAUGCAUUUUGACCAGAUUAGAAGACACUUAAAUCCCAAUUUUGCAACAAGUGAGAGCCUAGGAGACCUUACUAUUCUUCUCUCUGCCAUAGGGUGAUCAAGUACCUUCUCUGGACCUAGGAUUCCUCAGCUGUAAAACGAGGGUUUCAGGCCAGAUGAUUUUUAAGAUUCUUCCUCAUACUGUCAUUGAUGAUUUCCUGGUGGCCUUAGCCCCGUCACUGACUCCCAGAGGCUUGCCAAAACGGUACCACAUACUAGUGGAAGACGGAUGGAAUUAGCAUCAACACUGUCACUCACAGGGACAAACCCAAUAUUCAAAUCCAGUUCUUUCCCCUUCUCAUGCAUGAAUGAGACCCAGAGAUUGUUGUGGGUUGUCUAAGGUGGAGCAGUAAAUACGUGACAGGGAUAAAAGGAGAGAGCCCAGGUUCAGCAUUCUCCCUGGAAAGAUAAGCGGUGCCCCAAAAUGAUUACCUUAAACAGGGAAGGGUAUGAGAAGGAACAAAGAAAUUAGACCAAAGAGUGAUCAGUGAAUGGCUAAGGAGAAUCAAGAAUUGAUUCUAGGGCUAAGAGAUUUUAAAGAGAUGUGGGCAGCAGUGACACAAAUUAAGAGAAGUAGAUGAGGUAGCAGGUGAGCCACCCUCAUGGGCAAUGGUAGUUUUCCAGGAAGUGUCUGUGAUGAUAAUAAUAAUGAACGCAUGGUGAGAGCUCCCUAAAUACCAAGUCGGGCUCUCCGUGUAGACUCCCUGUCAGCAGGGGUGUUAGGUAGAAAGUGACCACCAGGAAGGUCUCCUUUAAGGCAUCAGAUGCAGAACAACUGCUCAGUAGCACUGAAAAUUCCUGACUUCAUGAUAAAAAUUGCUGCCCCUGCCUCUUAAUUACUGACCUCGCCCCUUAAACAAGAUCCAUCAGAGGCAAAGAUUUUCCAAGCAAACAUUUUAGUCUAGUUAAUGCUGUUUAAAUAGGAGUUCUAUGAUUUGUGUGAUCUUGGAAAUCAUUAUUUUUUCUUCCUUCACAUUUAGAGAAAACAGACUGAGAUGCUGAGAUUUGCUUAGGAUCACAUGGUUAAAACCACACAAGUUAAAAUCACAACCACUAAAGCUGUCUGAGCCAUGGGAAGGGCUACCUGCAAGGUGAGUUUGGUAAACCUGAUGCCCCACCAAGGAAGCUGCAGAAUUAUGCAGUCUUUUCUGGAUGAGAUUUCUUAAGUCCUCACAGCCUUAACCCUAGGAAAUCAGUGUUGCACUUGACAGAGAAACAUGGGCAGUGCCAGGAGAUGGUGGUAGUAGAGUUCAAUCACAGUGAUUCUAAUAAUAGUUGAAGGAUAGGGUGGGCUGAGAUAGAAGCCAAGAUACUUAAAAGCAAAAGCAAAAAAAAGUGGAAAAAAUCCUAAAUACUGAAAGCAAAGCUGUGUUUUGAGCAAAUAUAGGAAAGCAUAGUAAUUGAAAAUCAUAGAACUGAAUGUUAUGGUCUGGACUUCUAAGUUUUUAGGUGUAUCAGGUUUUUAGUUGGAACCUGACUUCAUGUAUUUUACAUAUAGGAAUGAAAUUAGUUUUUGCUUUAUAAAUUUGUCUCACUCAAAACCUUUUACAUGAUUUUCCUUUGAGUGGUAACGUGGAUUUAUGUAACUGGGUUGUUCUUUUAAGCCAUUCAGUAUUUUUCAUUACAUAGUGGUAAGAGGUAGACUCAUUGGAGAAAUCAAGUAACACAGAAAUAAGAUUUUCCUGGGCUUAGAGUAUUUUCCCACUGUAAUGACAUUAGAUCCACUAUUUUUUUUAUUAUCUAUGCCAAUAUAUUCUAUAGUUAAUUGUGAAUUGUGUUUUUAAUACACUUUUAAGAUUUAUAACUUGAAAGAAUGGCCUAAAAGAUUUUCUUAUGUAUACUCAACUUCUGCAUUAAUUCUCACUGCUGCCUUAGACACAUUUCCAUAUAUGUAUUUUUAGCUUUAACUGUUUGAAUUAUUUGGGAAGGAAACUGGUUUUAUUUUUGUAAAUAAAUAUUUUCCUAAAAUACUAA